UUGUGUAAAUGGAUGGCCAAAUCAACAUCAGCCAAUUUGCAAUCUCGGAAAAGCCUUUUCUCUGUUAUGAGUUUAGUAACAUGUCUUGUCAGAAGAUUGUGUAUCCUUUGGAAAGCCGAAUAUUGCUCUACAUCCUUUGCAGCAUCUCUUCAGUUGUCACGGUUACAGGAAACCUGCUUGUGAUCAUAACGGUUAUUCACUUCAAGCAGCUUCACACACCGACUAACUACCUCAUCCUGUCUCUGGCCGUGGCCGAUCUGCUUGUCGGAGGAGUUGUGAUGCCGCCCAGCAUGCUGCGCUCCAUCGAGACGUGCUGGUAUCUGGGAGAUUUGUUCUGUAAAAUACACAGCAGUCUUGAUAUAACAUUGUGCACUACAUCAAUUUUAAAUCUUUGUAUCAUUUCUCUGGACAGAUACUAUGCCAUAUGUCACCCCUUUCAAUAUCACAGUAAAAUGACAUCUCUUGCUACACUAGUUAUGAUUAUUAUCUGCUGGACUGUUUCAGCUGCUCUGGGGUUUGGCACAAUUUUCAUGGAGCUUAACAUUAUAGGUGCUCAAGAUUUUUACUAUGAAUACAUCAAAUGUGACGGACGUUGCACACUGUUUCAGAGCAAAGAGGCAGCUACUGUAAUGUCACUGGCCUGUUUUUAUGUUCCUGCUUUUGUCAUGCUCUGUGUGUAUCUUAAGAUCUUACACGCAGCUCAACGACAGGUUCAGGCCAUUCAGAGUGUGAAUUCUGAAUUUAAAAAAGAGGGAAAAGCUACUAAGACAUUAGCCAUCGUCAUUGGGGUGUUUCUGAUCUUCUGGAUUCCUUUUUUUCUUUGCAAUGUUAUUGAUCCCUUCAUUGGUUACUCUGUACCACCACUGCUGUUUGACUUGUUCUAUUGGGUCGGAUAUUAUAAUUCCACCUGCAAUCCCAUAGUGUACGCCUUCUUUUACAGCUGGUUCAGACAUGCAUUUAAAAUUAUACUAUCAAAAGCAAUUUUUCAAACAAAUUCUUCCAAAACAGUACUGAUGUAAUAAUAAAAUGGCAAAUUCUUAUACUUGAUAUUACUAAU
Messenger RNA from Puntigrus tetrazona (Sumatra barb), 1057 nucleotides. RefSeq names its product trace amine-associated receptor 1-like. Bases 9 to 1019 code for a protein of 336 amino acids. Gene Ontology annotation, cellular component: membrane. The transcript has a single exon. Gene Ontology annotation, molecular function: trace-amine receptor activity. Gene Ontology annotation, biological process: adenylate cyclase-activating adrenergic receptor signaling pathway. The record is from RefSeq and is a predicted model, not a curated record. NCBI's taxonomy places the organism in Eukaryota, Metazoa, Chordata, Actinopteri, Cypriniformes, Cyprinidae.